Messenger RNA from Sorex fumeus (smoky shrew), 1696 nucleotides. It is a transcript of the gene ABI3, whose product is annotated as ABI family member 3. Gene Ontology annotation, cellular component: lamellipodium. Gene Ontology annotation, biological process: regulation of cell migration. NCBI's taxonomy places the organism in Eukaryota, Metazoa, Chordata, Mammalia, Eulipotyphla, Soricidae. The transcript has 8 exons. The record is from RefSeq and is a predicted model, not a curated record. The coding region runs from base 291 to 1376 and encodes 361 amino acids. Gene Ontology annotation, molecular function: SH3 domain binding.
CCAACCCUUGGCUUCCUCUGCUGGGAGGGAUUGGGGGACUGGGCCCCCAAAGGGGCCCCUAGCUUCCCCCUUCCUCCGAGCAGGGGACAGAGAGGCGCGGGGCGUCGGGACAGACUUCCUCUUGCCCGGGACUGGCAUGCCUGCUCGGAGGAGCGAGCGCGCGGCUCUGGGUCGCUCCCCUAGAGGAAACCAGAAGCAGCCGGAGGAGGGAAGAGCAGACGACCAAUCGAGGGCCGCGGGAGGUGCAGAAGCCGCGGCUUCCCCGGGGAGCCAGCCCAGACCUGGGGACCAUGGCCGAACUGCAGCAGCUGCAGGAGUUCGAGAUCCCCACGGGCCGGGAGGCCCUGCGGGGCAACCACAGCUCCCUGCUGCGAGUGGCCGACUACUGUGAGGACAACUACGUCCAGGCUGCAGACAAGCGCAAGGCACUGGAGGAGACCAUGGCCUUCACCACCCAGGCGCUGGCCAGCGUGGCCUACCAGGUGGGCAACCUGGCUGGGCACACACUGCGCAUGUUGGACCUGCAGGCGGCUGGCCUGCGGCAGGUGGAAGCCCGAGUGAGCACGCUGAGCCAGAUGGUGAGCAUACAUAAGGACAAAGUGGCCCGCAGGGAGAUCGGUACCUUAGCGAUGGUCCAGCGGCUGCCCCCUGGCCAGAAAAUCAUUGCGCCUGAAAGCCUGCCUCCCCUCACACCCUAUUACAGGAAACCUCUCAACUUUGGCUGCCUGGAUGACAUUGGCCACGGGAUCAAGGAUCUGAGCACGCAGCUGUCGCGGACCGGGACCCUGUCUCGCAAGAGCAUCAAGGCACCCGCCGCACCCGCCUCCGCCACGCUGGGGAGGGCACCCCGAAUCCCCGAGCGGGUGCAGCCCCCCGUGGUGCCCGACGGCAAACUCUCGGCCGCCUCCUCGGCCUCGUCCCUGGCGUCCGUCGGCAGCGCCGACGGCGGGGUCCUCCCGGCCAGGGUCCAGGCGUCACCUCCAGCGCCCCCGCUGCCCGGCGCCGCAGCCCCGCCGCCACCACCGCCACCGCCCCCCGCCUGCCCGCCGCCCGCCGCUGCAGUCGCCCCGCCAGCCUUGGAACUGCCCCCGCCUCUGGACCUGCCUCCACCCCCGGCCCUGGAUGCUGAUGGAUUUGAGCUGCUGCCUCCACCCCCACCAGGCUUUGAGAAUGAAGAGCCCAGCUGGGUCCCAGAAUCGUACUUGGAGAAAGUGGUGACACUGUACCCAUACACCCGUCAGAAGGACAACGAGCUCUCCUUCUCAGAGGGGACCGUCAUCUGCAUCACCCGCCGGUACUCUGACGGCUGGUGUGAGGGCGUCAGCUCCGAGGGAACUGGAUUCUUCCCUGGGAACUACGUGGAGCCCAGCUGCUGACUGCCGACCCAGGCUCUACCCCCCACUCCAAAGCCAGCUCCAAAGCCAGAGCUGGACCUGGCCUGCCCACCUGCCCCCCGUUUUGGCGGGAAGCAGCCCUUGGAGACAAAAUAUGCUAACUGGAGGGGCUACUAUGACAGAAAGAACCUGGACCCAAGGAGCUUGGUCAUCCUUUGUGACAAAGGAGCCCCAAGUCUCAGGCCAGAGGGAGGGCCUCUAGCUUUUGAAAUUCCUACUUUUGGGGCCACACCUUGUGAUGCUGAGGGAUCAAACCUGCAUGCAAAGCAUGCAGUGCAGCCGAAUGAGUUCCGUGUCCAGCC